Prinia subflava (tawny-flanked prinia) is the source of this 4318-nucleotide messenger RNA. RefSeq names its product F-box DNA helicase 1 (gene FBH1). Gene Ontology annotation, cellular component: nucleus. Bases 606 to 4088 code for a protein of 1160 amino acids. Gene Ontology annotation, molecular function: ATP binding; protein binding; DNA binding. Gene Ontology annotation, biological process: double-strand break repair via homologous recombination; replication fork processing. The record is from RefSeq and is a predicted model, not a curated record. The transcript is spliced from 21 exons. Lineage: Eukaryota; Metazoa; Chordata; Aves; Passeriformes; Cisticolidae.
CAGGGAAGGGGGUUCCUUGGAAAUGGGGUUUCUUUGGGAAUGUGGAGGCCCUUGGGAAUGAGGGAAUCCUUGGAAUUGAGGGAUUGGCAUUGAGGGACCCUUGGUAAUGGCGGGGGUGUGAUAUUCGAACGGCUUUUGGCACUGCGGGAGACCUUUGGCAUUGAGGGUACCGCGGAAUGGGGGCGCCUUUGGCGUGAGGGGACGCUUGGGAAUGGGGGAAUCCUUGGAAUUGAGGAGUUGGGAAUGAGGAGACCCUUGCUAACAGGAGUGAACAGGGGGCUCUUGGCUGACAAGGGGUUAAAAAGGGAAUUCCUUGGAAUUAGGGGGCCUCUUGGGAAUGAGGGAAUCCUUGGAAUUGGGGGAUUGGCACUGAGGGGGCUUUGGGAAUGGGGGGACCCUCGGGACGAGCUCGGCGCAUCCGUGUGAGAGAGGAGUUCCGAAAAGACAUCCUGAGGGAAAAUGGGGAACAGCUCCAACUUUCCCCAAAUAUUUCUCGUCCCUCUGGAGCUUCCCCGGUCCCCUGAUCGUGUCACUUCCCAGCUGGAAUGUCAUCUCCUGGCUGCCAUUCCUCAUGGCAUGGGAGCCACAGGCUGUGACCCUGCUGGAUGAAGAGGAGGCACCUGACGGCCCCUGAGUGCGAAGCUCUGGCCCGGAGCACCGAGGGCUCCUCAGCACUGAGGCAGCCCCUGAGCCUGGGCCGAGGCAGAGGAGGAGCAAACCGAGGCCUUCAUCCCACCCACGGCACACGGAGACACCCCCGAGCACCGGCCCGGCAGAGGAACAUUCUGGAAUUCUUCAGGACCCGGAAGCCUCCACAAGCGGGGACUGCUGAGGGGCAGAGCUGUGGAGUCAGGGGAGAUCCACUGGAUCUCUCUGGAUCUCAGGAUCCCUUCAGGAGCAGCAGGCAGAGCUGUGGGAUCAGGGAAGAGCCACUGGAUCCUGGAUUUAGGGAUUUCUUCAGGAGCAGCAGGCAGAGCUGUGGGGUCGGGGAAAAGCCACUGGAUCCCUUUUUCCCUGGAUCUCAGGAUUCCUUCAGGAGCAGCAGGCAGAGCUGUGGGAUCAAGGAAGAGCCACUGGAUCCUGGAUUUAGGGAUUUCUUCAGGAGCAGCAGGCAGAGCUGUGGGAUCAAGGAAGAGCCACUGGAUCUCCCUGGAUCUCAGGAUCCCUUCAGGAGCAGCAUGAAAAGCUGUGGGAUCAGGGAAGAGCCACUGGAUCCCUUUUUCCCUGGAUCCCAGGAUUCCUUCAGGAGCAGCAGGCAGAGCUGUGGGGUCAAGGGAGAGCCACUGGAUCCCUUUUUCCCUGGAUCCCAGGAUUCCUUCAGGAGCAGCAGGCAGAGCUGUGGGAUCAAGGAAGAGCCACUGGAUCUCCCUGGAUCUCGGGAUUCCCUCAGCAGCAAUUCCUCCCCUUCCCUGCCUUCCCAGGGCUUUGUGGCCCCUCCCAGGGGCCAUUCCAGGAAAAGAGCUUUUCCCACUGCAGCCUCAGGAAUUCCCAGCCCGCUGCAGGAGCUGUGGGAGGAACCUGAGGAGAAGAUUCCAGAACUGAGGGGGAUCCAGCAGGAAAGGCAGGAGCCGGAGGUGGAACCUCUUCCCGAUUGCCACUAUGGCCUCCUGGGCACUCGCAACUGGGACGUUCCUCAGGGAUCCAUGGGGGAUCUUCCCGUGGAAAUCCUCAGGAAUAUUUUUGCCUUCCUGCCAGUGGUGGAUCUGUACCAGAACCUGAGCCUGGUGUGUCGCUGCUGGAGGGAAAUAAUCCAGGAUCCGCUGUUCAUUCCUUGGAAGAAGCUCCACUACCGCUACCUGCAGGGGGAGGAGUCAGCCCUGCAGAGGGUUGGGCAGAUCCUGCAGGAGUUUUCCAUCACCAAGGAGAACCAGGAAUGUGUGCUGGGGCUGGUCAGGUUUGUGUCAUCCCUGCCCACGGGCCCCAGGGUGGAUCCCAGCGCGGUUCUCCAGGUUUUGGGGAGCCAUCCCCUCUUCCCAAAGGCUCAGUUCUGCAUCCUCAACAAAUUCCCAGAUCUGAAGGGCAAGCCUGGGGAGCUGUGGGCCACGCUGGCAGUGCUGGUGCUGUUCUCGGGCGGUGUGGGUGACGUGCAGCGGCUGCUGCAGCUCCUGCAGCACCCGCGGGUGCCGCUGCCCGCGCUGCAGGCGGCCGAGGCGCUGCACUGCGUGGCCGCGCUGCUGCGCGCCGGCACCGAGCGCGGCGUGCCCGUCUCCAGCAGGAUUUACUACAAUAUUUUCUACUGUUUGCAUCUGAUGGAAAAUGCCUCUGGAAUGGUGCAGCCUCUGGAAGAGGGAAGGGUGGAUUUGAGUCCCAGUGGCUGUGCCAAUGUCAGACUGACCCACGAACAGCAGAGGAUUUUGAGUCACAAAAUUGAGCCUGGCCAAACAGUGAAAAUUAUGGCACUCGCAGGCACAGGGAAAACCUCCACCUUGGUCAAGUACGCGGAGAAAUUCCCGGAGCUGAAAUUCCUUUACCUGGCUUUUAACAAGGCUGUGGCAGAGAAGGGGAGAAGGGUUUUUCCAAGGAAUGUCACGUGCAAGACCUUCCACUCCCUGGCUUAUGGAAGCAUUGGGAGAUACUACAAGGACAAAGGCAAGCUGAACUUCUCCAAGAUGUCCGUUUUCUCCAUCAGCUUCCUCCUGCAGAACAGGGAGGGCCAAUCCCUGUUUGUGAGAGGGAAAACGGUGACCCAGACCUUGGAAAAUUUCUUUUCCUCCUCGGAUGAGGAGAUCUGUGAGGAGCACACGCCCCUGUGGUUCAAAAACACUCACGGGCAGAUGCAGCUGAUGAGCCGAGAGGAGAAGAAAAUCAACGUGGAAGAAGCCAAAGAGAUUUGGCGUAACAUGAAGAAGCUGGAUGGAGACGCAGAGAAGAAAUACAAGAUGACUUGUGAUGGAUAUUUGAAGCUUUGGCAGCUCAGCAAGCCCCAGCUCUCGGGGUACGAUGCCAUUUUUGUGGAUGAAGCCCAGGACUGCACUCCAGCCAUCGUGGAUAUUGUGCAAUCCCAGCGAUGUGGGAAGAUCCUGGUGGGAGACCCUCACCAGCAGAUCUACACCUUCCGAGGGGCCGUCAACACCCUCUACGCGGUGCCUCACACCCACCUGUACUACCUGACCCAGAGUUUCCGCUUCGGGCCCGAGAUCGCCUUCGUGGGCUCCGCCGUCCUGGCCAUGGGCAGGGGCAGCCGCAGCCGCGCCCUGCUGGGCGGGACCCAGAGCGGCUCUGUGCGGACGGGCCGGGCGGGGCCGGCGGCGCUGCUGUCCCGCAGUAACUGCAGCGUGUUCGAGGACGCCGUGAGAUUCUCUGCCAGACAACCCCCGGCCAAAAUCCACAUUAUUGGGGGCUUGGAGAGGUUUGGCCUGGGCAGGAUUUUGGCCAUUUGGAAGCUGGGCCAGCCCGCAGAGCUCCGGGGGAGCUGCCAGCUGGAGGUGGAGGAUGCGUUGGUGCGGCGCUGGGAGGAGCGCGGCGGGCUGGCGGCGCUGCGCGACUUCGCCGAGCGCGCCGACGACAGGGACCUGCAGGGCAAGAUCGCCAUCGUGGACAGGCACAGGGACAACAUCCCGGGAAUGGUGGCCAGGAUCAGGGCCAGCCACGUGGCACAGCAGGACCUGGCAGAUUAUCUCCUCGGGACCGUGCACCAGGCCAAGGGCCUGGAGUUCGACACCGUGUGGGUCACGGAUGACUUUGUGCAGAUCCCUGCUGUCAGCGAGGCUUUCCUCAGGAGGAUGAACAUCCAGCUUGGCAGGACCCCUGAGGAUGAGUGGAACCUGCUCUACGUGGCCGUGACCAGAGCCAAGAAAUGCCUGCUGAUGUCCAAAUCCCUGGAAAACCUUCUCACUCUGGCUGGGGAGCGAUUCCUGCGGGUGGAGCUGCUCAGGGAGGCUGGGAAGGACCAGGACAGGGCUCCCAUCCCUUGCUGUGUGUCAGGAUGUACAAAAUCCCUGGAAGUCAGCUCCGGGCUGGUGGUGAAGAAGCUCCCGUUGACUCACAGCGACGGCAGCUGGGAUCCCGGGGGGUUCCUCUGCCAGGCGUGCACCUGGCAGUUCUUCGGCGCCCUGGCUCCGCUCACCUCCGUCCCAAAGAUCCACUAAGAGCCCAGACAGCUCCAGGAAAGCCCUCCAGAUUCCCAGAGCCAGCCUGGGCAUGGGACUAAUCCUCUUGGAACAUCUCAGCUCCAGAAACAGGUGGAUGCUGGAGUGGGAUUUCAGCCCAGCUCCAAAUUCCAGGCAGAUGUUGGAGCAGGAUUUCAGCCCAGCUCCAAAUUCCAGGAGGAUGUUGGAACAGAAUUUCAGCCCAGCUCCAAAUUCCAAGGUGUUGGAGC